Molecule: messenger RNA, 2094 nt
Organism: Bubalus bubalis (water buffalo)
Lineage: Eukaryota; Metazoa; Chordata; Mammalia; Artiodactyla; Bovidae
Gene: F2
Product: coagulation factor II, thrombin
Exons: 14
Coding region: 83-1978 (631 amino acids)
Biological process (GO): platelet activation; blood coagulation; proteolysis
Cellular component (GO): extracellular region
Molecular function (GO): serine-type endopeptidase activity; calcium ion binding
Source: RefSeq, a predicted model, not a curated record
UCCCGGCUGAUUUCUUCACGUUGGUUCAACAUUAACCCGGUGGGGUCAGGACCAGCCCGCAGAGUGCUGGAGCGGCCACACCAUGGCGCGCGUCCGAGGCCCGCGGCUGCCGGGCUGCCUGGCCCUGGCUGCCCUGUUGAGCCUCGUGCACAGCCAGCACGUGUUCCUGGCCCAUCAGCAAGCAUCCUCACUGCUCCAGAGGGCCCGCCGUGCCAACAAGGGCUUCCUGGAGGAGAUGCGGAAGGGCAACCUGGAGCGAGAGUGCCUGGAGGAGCCAUGCAGCCUCGAGGAGGCCUUCGAGGCCCUGGAGUCUAUCAGUGCCACGGAUGCAUUCUGGGCCAAGUACACAGCUUGUGAGUCGGCGAGAAAUCCUCGAGAAAAGCUCAAUGAAUGUCUGGAAGGAAACUGCGCUGAAGGUGUGGGGAUGAACUACCGAGGGAACGUGAGCGUCACCCGGUCAGGCAUCGAGUGCCAGCUGUGGAGAAGUCGCUACCCACAUAAGCCAGAAAUCAACUCUACCACCCACCCGGGGGCAGACCUGCGGGAGAAUUUUUGCCGCAACCCGGAUGGCAGCAUUACUGGGCCCUGGUGCUACACCACAUCCCCUACUCUGCGGAGAGAAGAGUGCAGUGUCCCCGUGUGUGGCCAGGACCGAGUCACAGUGGAGGUGAUCCCCCGGUCGGGAGGCUCCACCACCAAUCAGUCGCCUCUACUGGAAACGUGUGUCCCGGACCGCGGCAGGGAGUACCAGGGGCGGCUGGCGGUGACCACACGCGGGUCCCGCUGCCUUGCCUGGAGCAGCGAGCAGGCCAAGGCCCUGAGCAAGGACCAGGACUUCAACCCAGCCGUGCCCCUGGUGGAGAACUUCUGCCGCAACCCAGACGGAGACGAGGAGGGCGCCUGGUGCUACGUGGCCGACCAGCCUGGCGACUUUGAGUAUUGUGACCUGAACUACUGUGGGGAGCCGGUGGAUGGGGACCUGGGAGACAGGCUGGGUGAGGACCUGGACCCGGACGCGGCCAUCGAGGGACGCACGUCUGAGGACCAUUUCCAGCCCUUCUUCAACGAGAAGACCUUUGGCGCCGGGGAGGCCGACUGUGGCCUGCGACCCCUGUUCGAGAAGAAGAAGCUUCAGGACCAAACGGAGAAGGAGCUUUUCGAGUCCUACAUCGAGGGGCGCAUCGUGGAGGGUCAGGACGCGGAGGUUGGCCUCGCGCCCUGGCAGGUGAUGCUCUUUCGGAAGAGUCCCCAGGAGCUGCUCUGUGGGGCCAGCCUCAUCAGUGACCGCUGGGUCCUCACAGCUGCCCACUGUCUCCUGUACCCGCCUUGGGACAAGAACUUCACCGUGGAUGACCUGCUGGUGCGCAUCGGCAAGCACUCCCGCACCAGGUGCGGAGGGGCCCCCAGGUAUGAGCGGAAGGUUGAAAAGAUCUCCAUGCUGGACAAGAUCUACAUCCACCCCAGGUACAACUGGAAGGAGAAUCUGGACCGGGACAUCGCCCUGCUGAAGCUCAAGAGGCCCAUCGAGUUAUCCGAAUACAUCCACCCCGUGUGCCUGCCCGACAAGGAGACAGCAACCAAGCUGCUCCGCGCUGGGUUCAAAGGGCGGGUGACGGGCUGGGGCAACCGGAGGGAGACGUGGACCACCAGCGUUGCCGAGGUGCAGCCCAGCGUCCUCCAGGUGGUCAACCUGCCUCUCGUGGAGCGGCCGGUGUGCAAGGCCUCCACCCGGAUCCGCAUCACCGACAACAUGUUCUGUGCCGGUUACAAGCCUGGUGAAGGCAAACGAGGGGACGCUUGUGAGGGCGACAGCGGGGGACCCUUCGUCAUGAAGAGCCCCUCUAACAACCGCUGGUAUCAAAUGGGCAUCGUCUCGUGGGGUGAGGGCUGUGACAGGGAUGGAAAAUACGGCUUCUACACACACGUCUUCCGCCUGAAGAAGUGGAUACAGAAGGUCAUCGAUCGAUUAGGAAGUUAGGGAGCCACAUUCCAGGCUCCUCACUGCAAAAUCACAGAGGCCAAUCCAGUGAAAGAAUUAUUUUUGUGGUUUGUUCCUAAAACUAUCUUUCUCAAUAAAAGUGACUCUAUCAACGA